Pangasianodon hypophthalmus (striped catfish) is the source of this 6269-nucleotide messenger RNA. Its product is annotated as zinc finger protein 721. The transcript has 2 exons. Gene Ontology annotation, biological process: regulation of transcription by RNA polymerase II. Gene Ontology annotation, molecular function: chromatin insulator sequence binding. Gene Ontology annotation, cellular component: chromosome. NCBI's taxonomy places the organism in Eukaryota, Metazoa, Chordata, Actinopteri, Siluriformes, Pangasiidae. Bases 141 to 4820 code for a protein of 1559 amino acids. The record is from RefSeq and is a predicted model, not a curated record.
UGGUAAAAGCAACAGUCCGGGUUGUUUGCUGUAGCGCCCCUCCUAGGUCCCUUCCCGCGAAAUGCACUGUGCGUUUCCGUGAGAGAGAGAGAGAGAGAGAGAGAGAGCGAGCGAGCUAGCUAGCUCUCUCCUGGACCAACAUGGCUGCUGUUUACUCAGAGAAGCAGACCAGGAUGCGAAUAAACGUCGAGAAAGUGUCGUCGGAUAAAGGAAAAGCCUCGUCUCCGGGGAGCAGCGCGGCCUCGGCGAGCUGUGACGGAGAGUUAGGAGUGGGAAGCAGCAGUGUGGGACGCGCUGGAGGAGCCGGCAGCCCUGCACCGGAGGCACCGGAGGCCCAGGAGCCCGCAGCAGCGGCGCCUUUAAGCGCUGCAGUUCCUGAGAUAAGAAUAAAAGAAGAGCCGGUGGAGGAAAGUGAAUAUGUGACGGUGCAUGUGGAGGAUGUCGGGGAGGAGAACUGGGGAGAGCAGUCGGGCACAGGAGCACAUUUCUCGGGCAGAGAUGACCGCUCUGAUGGGGAUUGGCUAUUUUGCUGUGAAGAAAAGAGCGAGGCCUUUGGGAACAAGGAGGCGUAUGUGGAGCAUCGCCGGGAGCACACCCACGAUGGCCCCAUAGUCUGUCUGGACACUGACUCCCAGUGGGACAAUCUGCUUGUUUCUACAGAUGGAGGUUGUCAAACCUUGUGCUGUGCACUAUGCGGUUGCAAAUUUUCAAACUCUAGAGAGUUUUUUACUCACCAGCUCAAACACCGUAAUGACAUCAUUAAACAGGAAUCAAUUUUGGAGACUGGUGAGGGUUUAUCAAAACAAAAAGUUUUUGAGUGCAAAGACUGUGGUAAGACAUACUCAUCAAUUGGCCAGUGCCUUAAUCAUCAGCGUUCACACAAGCAGGCCUCAAAAUCGGUUUUCCAUCAGUUGGCCCAUUUAAAGAAAAAGUCCUUUCAGUGCCCCACCUGUGGCCGCUCUUACUCUCGUGCAUCGGCUCUUGAUGCACAUCGCCGGUGCCAUGAGGAGAAGCUGUUUAAGUCAAGAAACAGUGAAGGGGAGAAACACCUAGCUGAUGAAGUAACAGUUAAAACUGAAGACACUGGUGACACAAGUUCUGAACAGUUAGAGGAGUCUCCAAAAAAACUUUUUGAGUGCUUGGACUGCGGAAAAUCUUUUCGCACUAUGUGUGGCCUUGGGACACACCAGCGAUUCUCUGUCAACUGUUCAAGCACUACAGUUAAGGUGCGCGUCAAGCGUUCGUUUGACUGCACUGAAUGUGGAAAGACUUUUCACCGUCCUAUGGCAAUGGCCUGUCAUCAGCGUUGGCAUAAAAGACGAGAGCAGCUCCACGGUAAUGAGCAGCCAUUUCAGUGUAAGGAAUGUGGCAAGGUGUUUACUUCAUUAACAUUCUACAAUAAACACCAACGAUUGACUCAUAGUAAAGAGAUGCCAGCCAAGAGUUUCCUUCAUCAAGUCUUUCAGCUCCAGAAGAAGGCUUUUGAAUGCCAGGAAUGUGGUCGUCGAUUUUCUCGUGCUUCUGCAUUGCAUUCACAUCAGCUCUGUCACACCGAUGUGUUUGGUGACAUUAUGGAGGGGGGUUCUCAAAAGUCCUCUGCUGGACAAACAAUUGUGUCAUACCAGAAUAACCAAGACAAGGCUACUCAUUUUGCCGGAGCCACAGUGUAUUCGCAAAACAUCAUGCAAACCAAUGUUUUACUAAAAGAAUUAAGGCGUGAAGGAACAUAUAGCACAGAAGAUCAUAAAGCAGAAGAUGAUUUUAAACCUGUCGUCAUAGCAGCUUCUGAUAGUCAUAGGCAUGACCAUGGCUCCCAACAAAACCCUGAUCUUGAGUUGGUGUGUGAAUCAGACCAAGAGGAAAAAGACUUUAAUUUGAACCCAUGCAAAGAAACUGUACUCUUUUCUCAGCCAGUAGAUCCAGAGAUUGAUGUAAACAUUGUACAGAUAGACUGUGUGAAUUUCAGCGAGGGAUUAGGAAACACAGAGAUGGACCAAAGUCCUUCACAAGAGGCUAAGAAGUAUGAAUGCUCAGAGUGUAAUCGGACAUUUGAUAAGGCCGUUUCCUUGCGCUGUCACAUGUUAUGGCACAGAGGAGGAAUGGGGAAAAAAUCACGUUACCGUAGAAAAAUUCACAUAGCAAAUCCCAUCAGGAAAGUUGGGAUGAAAUGUGAGAUUUGUGGCCAUGAAAGUUUCACCAAAGCUUCUCACUAUGUUCAUUUGGGAAAACAUGAAGACAGAAAACCCUACAAGUCUAUUAUGUAUCAGCUUGCAAAUCUGCAGAAAAACAGCUUCAAAUGUGACGUAUGUGGAAUGCAUUUUUCUCGCCUCUCUGCUCUGCAGUCUCAUCAGCAGCAUCACAACAAAAUGAAGAAACCUUAUGAAUGCUUACAGUGUGACAAAAGUUAUUCAAACCUCAGUACUCUGUACAACCAUCGGAAAGUUUGCAGUGGUAAGGAACCUCUUAUCACCAAUUCUCACAAUGACGAAGACAGAAAGACAGAGCAGUUUAAUCCAAGUAAGACACUAUUGGGUCCUAAAGUUCAUCAUUGUAAAAAAUGUGGGAAAGGGUUCUGGUCUAUGGGAGCCUUCUUUCAUCAUAAACAGUAUCAUCCACAAUGUGCCAAUAACGCUAGCAGUUCAGGAGACACCCUUAAAUCUGAAAAUGGACACGUAAGACGCAAGAGACGAGGUCGUAAGAGAGGUAUGAUGAGCAGUCACAAUCGUAAACCUCGCGUAAUGUCUGAUCGCAUCAAAUCAAAAUUGUAUAAAUGUGAUGUUUGCGAUAAGUCAUAUCGUGUUAUUGGCUGCUUUCUUAAACAUAAGCUUAUCCACCAAAACCAAGGUACCCCACCUCCAGUAAAGUCAUUUGACUAUCAGGUUAAACAAUUGCAAAAGAACAUGUACAGUUGUCCUGACUGUGGGAAAAACUUUUCUCGUGCUAUGGCACUUCAGUUCCAUAUGAGAAGCCAUGGCUAUGAAACAGGCCUUCCUGUGGAAAAAACAAAGUUGUCCAACAAGUCUGAUGGAUCACAGUGCCCAAUCUGCCAUAUUGUUUUCAAUUGUGAGACAUCAUUAGAAAUUCAUCAAAAACACUGCAUAAAAGCAAAAGGGGAACAGAUGGAAAUGUGUCAAGAAGAGAAAUUGGACAAUCUCAGUGCGCCCAAAGAAAAUAAAAAUGUACAGAAACAGACAUGUGAAGAUAUGAAAGACAUGUCUGAAAAAGUACUCAAAAUACCAUCUGUUACAUCUGACAUGAAAUAUGCAUGUGAUGACUGUGGUAGAAGCUUUUCUGUUGUAGGUGCACUUAAUUUUCAUAAAAGAAUUCACCGUAAAGCUCCCAUUUCCAUGGAGUCACAGUCUGAAUGUGUAAAUGUUUCCCCCAGCAAACUCGAAGAACCAACAGCCAGGGCUCCGUUUUAUUGUACAGAAUGUGGGAGGAAAUUUUCUACAAAUUCUGCCCUCGGUACACACCGGAGAUGGCAUAAAGACAAGAAAUUGGCCAGAUUUAUAUUAAAGAGUAGUAAAAUGUCAAGGAAAAAUAUGGAAAAUGGUCCUUUUUUAUGUAACUUGUGUGGGAAGGGAUUCUUCUAUCUGUGUGUGCUCCGUCGGCACCAGAAAUAUCAUCCACCAAUUGUGGCCCAGCCUGACCCAGAACUAAAUCUUAAAAUUACCGAACUUCUCAGCAGUGCUUCUCCAAAGAGCAGCUUAGACUGCCCAGACUGUGACGCAUCUUUCAUUAGUGGAUCUCUCUUAGCAGCCCACUUUGCCUCCCAUCAUGCUAAGCCAUCUGAGGUUGAAACUAAGCAACAGGUAUAUGAGCCUCCCCUUAGUGUACAAGUGUCAGAUAAACCUAUUAUACCAAUCGCAAGUCCACCCACAGCUACAACCUUGGCAGUUGGAGGAGACAAACCAAAGAUAAAAUACCACUGCCUCCAAUGUAACAAGAAAUUCGUAAAUGCAAGAGGUCUUCGUGCACACAAAUGGCAGAAGCACAGGAGGACCAGAGGACGACCACCAGCAAGCAUGAAUGGAGGCAUAAAACCUUUUCCUUGCUCACGGUGUGAGAAGCGCUAUGGAUCGCAAGGAGCCCUGCAGAACCAUCAACGGUCCUGCAAUGCAAAUAAUGGAAGUCUGAAACAACCAUAUAAACCAGAUGUAAUGGAGGAGCAGCCGUUACAGCAUAGGCCUUUAGAGUCCGGUACAAAGUGCCUUUUCAAAUGUCAUAAAUGUGGUAAAGCGUUUCCCAGUGAGAAGCAGCUGGAUGCCCAUAAAGAGGCAGCAAGGACACGCCCUCACUGUUGUGCACUAUGCUGUCGUGGCUAUUGGACUGAAUCUCAGCUACAGCAGCAUCUCAUUUGGCAUGAUGAAAUACGGCGACGUCUCCCAACUGAACUUCGUUACAGGCUUAAUAGCUCUGUAGGGUCGGGAUCUUCAGCUAAAUUCCAGAUCUCAAGCACAAACCUGGUAUCCCCAGCAAAACUACCUUCAACUGCUACUAAUUUGCAGAUGGACAGAAAUUACAAAUGUCACCAAUGCAGCAAAAUGUUUUUUUCCCCACAUGCACUUGAGGAACACCAGGCUCUCCACAAGAAUGAGGAGCCUUAUCGUUGCUCUCUUUGUCCAAAGACAUUUUCUGAGAUCAAAGAUCUCAUUGAUCAUCACCAGGAGUGUUUGGGUGAUAAAGAAUUAGGAGCCACUCCUUUACCUGCUUCUUCUCGAGAUACAGAGAGCCUGACAUGCAUUGAGUGUGGGAUUUCUUUCAGUCAGGAAACAGACUUACAUCAGCAUUACAUUGAUCAUGCACGUGGAGAGUUCUGAAAGUUUUGGGUUAAUUAGCCUGAGGUAGUUGGAUUACAAAUUUCCUUUACUCUGCUUAAAAAAAUAUAUAUAAUUACUCUAGUUUUAGCGUGUGCAGAUGAAUUGGCUCCAUUAGACUGUAUAAAUUAUAUUAUAGCCUGUUAUGUGACAUUUGCUGCACUUAAAACAAUAGUUGUCUCAAUGCUGAGAAUUUUUACAUAUGCUCAGUUUUCAGAAUGGGAAGUAGGGGCAAAGUGAAAAGUAGUUGUAAUCAAACAUUUUCAAGCUUUGGUGAUCAUUUAAUGAUAAGUCUGAAAGAAGAAGAAGCCUGUCUUGUAAAUGUUCCAAACGCUGUUGCUUACUUUAGUUAUUCAGCAAGAUAACUCAUUAUGAUAUUAAAUAAAAAGUAGAUAUAUUAUACAUCCGAAGUCUAGUCUAUGAUAAUUUUUUAAAGCUUGUGGCAUUGAACUGAAACAGCAAUGUUUGGAAUUAACAUAUGGAAUGUGCCCCUUUAUUUAGAUGUGAAUAUAUAUGUAUAAUUUUUUUGGUCACCUACACACAGUGGUGGUCUUGUCGUCUACUGUAUAUAAUUAAUUGGUUUCACUAGCUUUUAUGUUUUGAUAAUCCUCCUGGAGAUUAAUUAGAAUUAGCCUUGAAUCAGCCAAACUGUUUGGUGAAUUUCACUAGCUUAAAUGGUGAUAAAUGAUGAAUUCAUUUUGAAGUGAUCUGUUUGAACCAUUUCAACAUAAUUCAUUGGAUAUUUAACAGUGGAAUUCAUUAUGAUGAAAUGUUUUGACCCUUUUUGUAUUAAAUGGAAAGUUGGCAGGAUUUUUGGGUUACACGUAUCAAGGACACACCUCAUGUGAAUUUACCAGAUGGACCAUGUCUUUGGAGCAACAUUUAGUGUAGUGGUUCCCAGCUGUUGUAAUUAAUUUGCAUUUGUGCUGUGCCUAGUAGCAUAUGCUCACAGUGUUCCAUGUGUGUUCCUACUCAUGGACAGUUAUUUUCCAAUAGCAAUGCUUUUUAUUUCACGACUUUGCUUACUCUGUGGUAAAAAUCUGACAGUACAUACCCAAGUCAUAUAUGUACUGUUUUUACUGAUUAUGCCUUAAAGCCUGAACUUAUUUGUUUAAAAAUGCUUUUAAAUUAUUCAUUGCUCAAUCAUUUUUAUACAUUGGUUUCUUGUUCAGUAUAUUCAUCGUUUGCCAUGAGUAAGCAUUAAAAUGAAUGUCGAUAUGACUGCCGAUAUCUUUUCUUAAAGUGAUUACCUGUAUGUAUUUAGACCUGACUUUUUUUUUUUCCCCUCCCACAAUGUUGAGUGACUUUAGAACAGCCAUUACUUACAGGGACAAGCAUGAUGUGCAAGGUGUCUUUGUUGGCAAGGAAUUCUGUUGUAAUUAUGUGUAGUGUAUUUAAACACAAGAAAUGAUUCUACGAAGAUGAGCGAAUAAACCUGUGAAUAUGCUACUA